This is a messenger RNA of Quercus lobata, 525 nucleotides long. RefSeq lists its product as uncharacterized. The coding region runs from base 11 to 367 and encodes 118 amino acids. The transcript is spliced from 2 exons. The record is from RefSeq and is a predicted model, not a curated record. Lineage: Eukaryota; Viridiplantae; Streptophyta; Magnoliopsida; Fagales; Fagaceae.
CCGUCUUUUAAUGGACCAGAAUGCAUCAAUGAGAAUCUUUCAAAGACUGAUCCACCAAAAAGCUUUUAAAAGGAGCCUGAGAUUGAAGGAUAACACAACAUUUUCACCCUUCACUGAAAAAGGUGACCGGUACGCAAGGAUCAAUUCCAAGUUUUUAUCAACAAAGGGAAUUAAAGAAGAAGAAUCAUACUUAGAGGGGAAAAAGUAUUCUGCUGAAUCUUUUAAGACUGAUCCACCAAAAAGCUUUAAAAGAGAGCCUGAUACUGAGGACAACAAAGCACUUCCAUUCUUCACUGGAAAAAAGGUGACCAACACUCGACAUCUAGUGUUGUACAUUGUCAAGAUGGACCAGCUAAGUGCCAACUGAAGCCGGACUACGAGGAGUUAAAGCUGAUUCAGGGCAAAAUACUGAUGAAACUGGCAAGCUAUGCCACUCCGACAACGAAGAAGGGAAACCUGAAGGGUGGUGGUGAUAAAACAAUCCGCCCUAUUUUCAUACUUUGGGAAUUGGGAAAAGCUAGAGUU